AUGGCAGGAUCAAGCCCUUCUACACCAGCACUUUCAGCGGACCAGCACACUACACCAGAGUACAGGAACUGGCUUGCUCUAGGACAUGCAUUAACAACCGUGCUUUGUCAAGGUCUUCGCCCAUUUAUCAACAGAGAGAUGAUGGCUUUCUAUGCAAACGUAACUGCAACACUUGCAGCUGCUGGUCCCUGUACUUGUGUCUUUGUCAAAGGAAGAAGACCAAAUCAACAUCAUGACAUGAGCAGCUGCAUGUGGGCUAACGUCCUUCAACGUCAUCAUCAUAAAGGCAGGCCAAUCUGGGAACAAAGCGAUUCCACCAAGUGGACGGAUCCAAUCCAGGGUCCUUGGGAGAUAGCCAAACUAUUUCUCCCUAAUCUGGGGGGACACGUGAUAACAAGCGCAGAAGAUAUGGACGUCACGGGGAUCUUGAACCUAAUGGACUGGUGUGAUCACUUCCGAACAAUUCCUCGAACAUUGAUCGAAGAAGUCCGUGAUAUUCGAAAUCACAAGUGGGUACAUGUGCCGAAGUUGGAGUUGACCGAAGUUGACAAAGCUAAUGCCUUUGCGAUAAUAGAAAGUUUUCUUCAGGCUCCUUACUUAGCUCAUGACCAAGAGGCCCAACAAGCUCUACGUGAAAUCCAAACACUCAAAUGUGUCUCAGACUUAAACAAUUUUCAGGCCCAAGUUCUCAAGCAAUAUAAAGAAAUAAUUGAAGACAAAAUCCUAGAACUGCAGAGAAAACUCGACGAAGAGUCCAACCUUCGAAAUCAGAUGGAGGGACGCUUACACAACAUACAGGAAUUAUUACAAAACUUAAAAAAUGUAAUAAGAGUCAUAGUUACCCUCCCAAACAUUGUGAAAUGUGGUGCUCUAUCUCUAUGCAGCGAGAUGAUUAAGUGCACUCGUGCAAUGCUGAAAGAGCGGCUUAUGCUUUGGUUACUAAUCCUGUUAUUGUGUAGUUGUAUCACUGUUCUUGAUCCAAAGUCAUACAAAGACGGUAAGUAGACCUGUAUGGUAUUUAAAACCAGAUCUUCUAUCUGUUUCGAUAGCUAAUAGUGGGGCGCUGUGGUAAAGAUUCUUGGGUGCUUUUAGGCAGUGUAGAUACAAGUACUGGUUUACUCUUAGUCAGUUAUAGGUCGAACGUCGUUGAUCAAACUGAUUAUGUCCUUUUGGUGCCCAUACGAACUAAAAAACAAGGAAGGUGUUGAAUAGGAAGUGAUCUGAUCCAUAGCGUUCACAGUACUGAACUAGAAUUAGAAUGAGAAGUUUACCACUGCAGUCUGGGGUCCACUUAAUGGGUAAGGCGUCUCAUCAAACGGUCAGUGUUGCUUUACGUCAGCAAUUACUUUGACUAUAUUCGUCUUUACAGGGUGUCCUGCAGAGACAGCCGGAGUUCCAAUCGACACCAAAGAUAUCAGUAUGUCAGAGUACUUGAUAACAGCUAGAGGCGAAACCUUUAUCGGGCGCCAUUGGCUGUAUAGAGAGGUCGAAGAUUCGCUGAAGGAUGGUAACGUGGCGGGGGUGCUAGUGAUUGGAAAUCCUGGUGCAGGCAAAUCUGCUUGGGCCUCUCAGCUAAUUUGUUCUCGAACAACAAGCUCUACGAUUCACUCCCACAUUCUCGGUUACCACUUGUGUAAGUACUCAGACAAAAAUACACAAAUGGCAGGAAAGUUCGUUCGAAAUUUAGCCGAGAUGAUAGCACGCAGGUUGCCCGAGUAUGGUUAUCUCGUUUCCAGUAGUUCUUAUAUUCAACGCUCUUUAGAUCUGGACUGUAUCCAGAAUCAGGAUCCUGUGGGUUGUUUUGAGCAAAGUAUCAUUACUCCCCUGAGAAACCUGAAAAAUGAACCGACACACAAUUGGUUUGUUAUAGUGGAUGCCCUAGAUGAGUGUCUUCCACAAGGUGAAACAAGUCAAAGCAUUGUUUAUCUCCUAAACAACAAGAUUAAUCGGUUUCCACACUGGUUAAAGCUUAUCAUGACUUCACGAAAUGAAUCGGAUGCCUUACUGCGUUCAACAAAAAUAACAAACUUAGUCAUUGAUCCCGAAGAUUCUAGAAACCUGGAGGAUAUUGAGAUUUUUGUGAUGACAAGGCUUUAUCAGGAAAGUCUUUUACUGCACCGCAUAACUUCCUGGUUCGGAGAUGACAGUAUCGAAAGUACAACAAAGGUAGCAGCUGCGUUACUUAGCAAAAGUCAAGGAAACUUUCUCUUUGUUAAAGAGUUGCUUAACCAUUGGGAACACUCAAGACACGAAUUAGGAAAUGCAUAUGUCUUGCCAAAGUCUUUGGAAGACCUGUACCACAGUUACUUUGAAAGACUUUAUCCUAGACAAAGGAACUUUAGUCCUGCGCGGCGUGUUUUGGAAUUACUGGUUUCCACAUUUGAACCUCUUACUCAAAAAGAGAUCUUUGAAGUACUGAGAAUGAAAGAGAAUGACGUAGACAAAGAAUACGGUUUCAAGAAUAGAUUGAAAGAGCUAGGACAUUUUCUAAAAUACGGAGAAAACAAUACAAUCACACUUUAUCACCUCUCACUAGCUGACUGGUUAACUAAUGAAAAAAACGAGAAGUUCUUUGUAAGUAAAAAGAAUGGACACGAGAUCUUCUGUGGUUACUACAUCAAUCUCAUUAAAGGCGGAGAUAAAAGUACUCUGUUGAAAUAUAUUCUCACUUUGGCCCAGCACAUUGCAUUCGGAGGUUGGAAAGAAGCCUACAUCAACGAAUUUCUUAAUUUUCCUUCCCAGACAGUCAAUUCGUCCGAUCCGCUUAGUAACAGAACUCUGCUGCAUUUGGCAGCGACAAUCAAUACUACAGAUGUGCUGAAACUGUUAUUACGACAUUUUAGCAGCAUUGAUGGCGUUGAUAAGCGCGGAGUUACACCCGCGUUUUUGGCAGCACAGCAUGGACUUGUAGACAAUCUUGCAUUGUUGGUAAAUAGAGGUGCUAACGUAAAUCAAAAGGCGCAGUCAAUCCUUGUAUUUUAUAAUAAGGACAAGAUAAGAACCGCCUUUGAGGAUGUCAAAGGUGAUUGCUAUCAAUCAUACUGUGGUCCCAUUUUUCAGACCCCAUCGAAUUUAUUUGACUCCUCAAUGCUCCAUGCUGCAGCCCAAGCAGGACAUGUAAGCGUUGUUAGUUUUCUAAUUGCUAACAAUGCUACGAUUUCGGCAAUGAAUGCUAUAUACCUGAGCCCAAUCCAGUUAGCGGCAGAAAAUGGACAUGUUAAAGUUGUUAAAGUUCUUUACGAGGCAGGCGCAAUUGCAGAUCAAACCGCUCUACAUCUCGCAACUGCAAACAAUAGAUUGGAAGUGGUGGAUUUCCUCUUAAAAAAAGCUGGUGUCAAAGACGAAUGCCUAAGGUGUGAUGGCUCUUUUUAUUGGGUGGAUGAAAUGCAAAAAGGACAGAUUCUAUUUUAUGAUGACAAACAUUUAAUUUUAUGCCAUUCUGCUCUUCACACUGCUGUUGCCUUAGGAUACGACAAGAUAGUUUCUCGCCUUCUUUCCGAGGAACGUAAUGCUUUAAAAUGCUCCGAUUAUUCCGGUAGAUCUCCACUUCACGAAGCCGUUCAAAAAAACCGAAUGAGCAUCGCCGAUAUUUUGCUUGAUAAGCAACCGGAGAUGAUACACUUUAAAUGUGAACACUGGCAAGAAGUCGACACAUCAGAGCUUAGUUAUGAAGAGCGAACUGAAUACAACGCAAAUGUUUGUCAUUGUGGUUAUACUCCUCUCCACCUUGCAGCGCGGUAUGGACUUCAGGAAAUGGCGAUAUUGCUCAUCAGAAAAGGGGCUCGUGUUGAUGACCGGGAUUGCAACGGAGCCACUCCCAUUCAUGUGGCUGCUUGUCACGACCAAGGAGGCUUAAUUGUUGUAUUUUCUCAUCCAAAUGUUGGGGGCGACAUCAACACCAAAACUCUGAAUGGAUCCACCCCUCUUCAUAUCGCUGCGGCUUGUGGAGCUGUAGAAGUAAUUAAUUAUAUCCUCUACAUGAACGCAAACCCGUCGGCUGUUGAUGAUUACGGUCUGACGGCACUGCACUACUCAAUUCGAAGUAUCAAAGCAAGUGAACUUGGUCGAAUAGUGUACCGUGAUGACAUCAAAUUUGGAGACCGAAAGGGUCAUUUGUCUGGCUUUUACUCAGACAAUCAGCAGGUAAAGAGUUCUGACCAUUUAAAUUGGUUAGACAUCCUUCUUAGGUUAGUUUUUACAGGCUGUGAUCUCGAUGCCGUUGAUAAGAAAGGACAAACAACAUUACAUAUUGCUGCUGAGAAUGGAUUAGCCGACGCUGUUAACGUUCUUCUUCAAAGGAACGCAUCACUGGAUAAAAAAGACAUUAACGGAAAGACACCGCUAGAUCUGGCAGUUGAACAUUCACAGCGUCCGAUUUUCCAAUUUUAUUCACCUUUCCUUUUACGGACCAAAAUAGAAGAUUUGCAACAAGCUUUAAGUGAUCAUGAGAUGGUCGUUUUCCUACUUCUUUAUCAUGGCGCUUUGAUUGGGAAAUGCAGGCAGAAAGAAGGUAGCUUGCUACACCAGGCAAUCCUUAACCAACAGCCUUACAUUGUUCAACUCCUAUUGCUAAAGGGAGCGAGUUUAAGAUGUAAAGAUAGCCUUGGGCGAACACCCCUUAUAACUUACCUUCAAAAUGGUGGAACAUUCAUAGAUGUGCUUCUCAAAAACUUUGUCAAGUACGUUCCUAUCGAAUGUGGAAGGCCUUUUAACCAUUCAGUGUAUCAUCUUUUAAGUUAUCGCACCCCAACAAUUCAAGACGAUAAUUUUUUCUACGUCAGAAAAUGCAGUGGACAUGAUGACCUGGUUUGUGAAAUAAAGUAUGGUGCUCUCGCUGAAGCUCUUGAAAGUCACCCUAAAAAACACAGCGUAUUGAGUUCCUGCUUAGACGCUGAGGGAUUUACACCGCUACACAGAGCUGCACAAGGAAGCAAUCUCAUAGCAGUUCGAUAUCUUCUUGCAAAUGGUGCAAAUGAUUCUGUUUUAAGUCCACAUGGCUAUAACGCUUUAACACUGGCUGUGCUUUAUGCCGGAAAUGAAAGGCGCACAUGGGAAUCUCGCAGAUUUAAGGAAGUUAACGAGGAUGAUAAAGUAUCACAGGCCGAAACAACAUCAAUUGAACUUCUUCGUUAUGCAUCAAAAAAUCGGGGAUUUAGAAUUCGAUGUGACUCAAGCAAGCCAGAAAUGAGUAUUUACCAUUUGGCAGCCUUUUCUGGUCUUGUAGAGUUUAUAGACGUAGUGUUAAAAGAAAGUGAUUCUCCAGCCAUAAACGUGAACUGUCCUAAUUCGGACGGAAUAACUCCGAUGUACCUGGCAAAAUUUGUCGAAAACAAUAACCCAAGUUACCGUUACGAUCGUUGGCGGCAGGUUAUCGAGUUAAUUAAAGGUCACGGAGGGGAGAUGCGAUACCCAAAGCAGGAUGCCGAAUAUAAUAUAAUUUUCAGAAGAUUGUUUGGGGAAUUUACCUUAGAUUUGCGACCCGAACAAUUCCGCUUCAUCACUUCGCUGACAACAUUGUAUGAAAAAAGUGAGAAUACUUUAUUUCAUUGUUCAUUUGGUGUCUCAUUCAAUAUUACGAAAUUUUUACAUUCUCUUCAGUCUCCUCUGUCUUUAUGGAUGGAAUUAGAAAAAGCUAUUGAAGAACUUCCGUACCAUCAUAAGUCGAGGUUUCGAAGAAGUAUGAAACAGUGUUUAAAGGAACAAAGACUUAGAGAUCAGUACUCUUCAAAAGUUACAAAGAUCUCUGCGAGUUAUAGCCUUUUUGUGUCUCCUGACCAGAACCGAAAGUUUCAAGAAAGACUCCUUGGGUUGAUGCUGAUGCAACACGUUGAAUUGAGAUACUUUUCCUGCAUUAGAUCCUUAUAUUAUAAGCUGAAACCAUUUUUGAAUGCGACAACUGCAAUGAAAACUCACCCACGACAGUAUGAGAAAAUAACUCCUUUCUUUUACCUUUUUACGAUUUGUGAAGACAUCUGGUCUGCGUUAGUAGAUUACAAACAUGGUAAGUUAACUUCAUUAGAUUACACAUUUCACUUGGACGAACUCUUAAGUCGUUUUAGUCAUUUCGUAAGCGAAAGGCUAAAUAUACUCACAGGAAGUAGCUCCAAUACUAUGAAUCUGUUUGAUAGCCUCAUCGGCAAAGAGUGGCCACUGGAGUUUUUUAUAAAACGUUUUUACGGUGCCUUUAGCCAGUAUGAUUACCUGAAAAUUCUU
This is a messenger RNA of Porites lobata, 6213 nucleotides long. Lineage: Eukaryota; Metazoa; Cnidaria; Anthozoa; Scleractinia; Poritidae. The record is from the annotation of a GenBank genome assembly.